Messenger RNA from Neomonachus schauinslandi (Hawaiian monk seal), 5121 nucleotides. It is a transcript of the gene COBL, whose product is annotated as cordon-bleu WH2 repeat protein. Lineage: Eukaryota; Metazoa; Chordata; Mammalia; Carnivora; Phocidae. Gene Ontology annotation, molecular function: actin monomer binding. Gene Ontology annotation, cellular component: axonal growth cone; plasma membrane; ruffle. The record is from RefSeq and is a predicted model, not a curated record. The coding region runs from base 36 to 3800 and encodes 1254 amino acids. The transcript has 14 exons. Gene Ontology annotation, biological process: actin filament polymerization; actin filament network formation.
GCGCCUCGGCGGCCAAGCCCCCCACCGGGAGGAAGAUGAAGGCUCGUGCCCCCCCUCCUCCUGGAAAACCGACCACGCCCAAUGUGCACAGCAGACAGAAGCUUCCCCGGGAUGUGUCCCCUGGCCCUCCACAGAACCUGCUGCACAUGAAGGAGAACUUGAGGAACAGCAUGGUGGCGGUCACCGUGGUUCUGCCCAGUGGGCUGGAGAAGAAGAGCGUGGUCAAUGGAAGCCAUGCAAUGAUGGACCUACUGGUUGAACUUUGUCUUCAGAACCACCUAAAUCCAUCCCACCAUGCCCUCGAGAUCCGGUCUUCGGAAACCCAGCAGCCUUUGAGUUUUAAGCCAAAUACUUUAGUUGGGACCCUGAAUGUGCACACUGUAUUUCUCAAAGAGAAAGUUCCCGAAGAGAAGGUGAAGCCUGCCCCACCCAAGGCACCUGAGAAAUCUGUGCGCUUGGUAGUGAAUUACCUGCGAACCCAAAAGGCCAUUGUGCGUGUGAGCCCCGAGGUGCCGCUCCAGAACAUUCUCCCAGUCAUCUGUGCAAAGUGUGAAGUCAGCCCGGAGCACGUGGUGCUCCUCAGGGACAACAUUGCCGGGGAGGAGGUGGAACUUUCCAAGUCCCUCAACGAGCUGGGGAUAAAGGAGCUCUACGCGUGGGACAACAAACGAGAAACCUUUAGAAAAUCAUCGCUUGCCAAUGAUGAGACAGAUAAAGAGAAGAAAAAAUUUCUGGGAUUUUUCAAAGUUAAUAAAAGAAGCAGUAGUAAGGCCGAGCAGAUUGGGCGGUCCGGGUUGGACAGCGAUGAGGACACCUCAAAGUCUGCUUUGGAAAAGGGCUCGAAUGGCUGCCUGACAACGCCCAACUCCCCAUCUGUGAAUUCCCGUUCCAUUACGUUGGGUCCAUCCCUCUCACUCAGCAACAUCUCAGGGGUGUCUGUGAAGUCGGACCUGAAGAAGCGGCGGGCACCCCCUCCUCCGACCCUGCCAGGCACGGGGCCACCAGUGCAGGACAAGGCCUCGGAAAAGGUAUCUCUGGGGUCCCAGAUUGACCUGCAGAAAAAGAAGAGGCGAGCGCCAGCCCCCCCGACGCCACAGCCCCCGACGCCAAGCCCCCUGGUGCCCCCUCGCACGCAGGACAGGGAGGAGAACAGGAAGAGCACCACGGUGAGCCUGCCCCUGGGCCCCAGCAGUCCCUGCGGCACGGACAAGGUCCCGCCGGUGCCGUGUGAGGCCGAGGAGACCGUGUCUGUCAGCAGCUGUUUCGCAUCAGAAGACACAACUGAAGACUCUGGAGUGGUGAGCUCCCCCUCAGACAUCAUCUCCCUGGAUUCCCAACACGACAGCAUGAAAUCCAAAGAUAAGUGGGCCACAGACCAGGAAGACGGCAGUGACCAGGACCUGGCUGGAACCCCAGAACUGGGUCCCCACAAGAGCCCCACCUGGGAGAGGAACGGCUCUGGGAACUGGCAUCCAAGACCUGAAGCCGCUAUAACCUCCAGUGGUGAUGAAGACCUGUUUCUCACUGGGCAGUUCCAGAAAACCCUUGAGGAACUGGAUGAGGAGCUGGAAGAACUGGAAGAGAGCCCUGAAGCCUGCAGCAGCCUGCCAACCGGCUCUGUGAAUGGCGUGUCCCCUCACUGCACGCCAGGAGCCACCAUCCCCGAGUGUGAUGAGGACACAAUCCCAGUCACCUUCAUCGGGGAGGUUUCAGAUGACCCUGUGGAUUCGGGGUUGUCUUCCAAUCGAAACAACAAUGCUGGUCUAGGGGGCAUCAUGGGCAGGGAAGCCCCCCCAACGCCACGUCAGGAGGAGAACAGCCAGCAGCGUGGAAGGAGGGCAGAAGUGCCCAGCGCACCCGCUCCUCCCCACGACAUCGGGGAAGAACGCAAACCCGCCUCGUCCAACCCCUGUGAGGCUGUGAAUCUGAAUAAGAUGGAGCCCAAGGUGACUUCGGCAGCGUUUCCCCCGCACGGCCCAGAUGCAGAGCUGAGUGGCGAGGAGCCUGCCUCCGCUCUCGGUGGGAAGACGCAGGCCAGCAAGACGGCGAGGUCACAGCCAGUGAGGGACAAGGAAGGUGAGGGUAUGAAUAGUGGCUCAGCACCACCAUCCUGGUAUCAACGGGGCCAAAGCCCAGGGGGAAGUUAUGGACUUAAAUAUGGCCUCACGACGUAUAAAAUUGUCCCUCCGAAGUCAGAGAUGAGGUGUUACGACAGAGGAGUGUCGCUCUCAACAGGUGCCAUUAAGAUUGAUGAGCUAGGGAAUCUGGUGAGUCCCCACGCCGACAGGGGCAAGACCAUAGCCCUGUCGCCGUCCGCCCUCGACUUGGAAACCCAGCCCAUUGGAAAAGUCAAAGAAUUCUGGAGGUCCAACUCCCUAGAGAAACACUUUGGCCAGCCCACAGAGGGCUUCACCAAGAGGACCCCCACUCCCGCCACACCAGGGAAGCCACAGUCUCAAGAAAACAGACUCCGAGCAGAGCCCACCUUCCCAGACCCCAAAGUGACGUCACCCCCACAGCAGUCUGCCCGCCAAGAAGGGGGGGAACAUCUGGAGGAGGGCAAAAGCCGGCCACCCAUGGCUGCCCCUUGUCACAUCAAAGUGCCAGCAGGGAACGCCACGGAAGUCCCAUUUCUCAAGCCUCAGAGAAGAACGUCCAGUCAGUACGUGGCCUCUGCCAUUGCCAAGCGGAUAGGGCCCCAGAAAGCCCACACCGGCCUGGUGAGGAAGCACGGCCAUGCCGAGGAGACCCGGGAAGGCGGAGCGCCAGAGCUGGCUGGACAGCCUCCCGCUAGGACAGACGGCACAGCCCCCAGCCCGUACUCAGACACACGCUCCCGUACCUAUGGGGGAGCCUCGGCGGUGGGAGCCCAGCCCAGAGCGCAGGUCAGCAGCCCUCCUGGAAAGCUGUCUGCUCCAGACUGUCCUGCUGGCGUCCACAGAAGUCCCUAUGUCCCGCCCGUCACAGCUUCCCAGAGGGAUCACGUUUCUGUGACGCAGAGCUGGAGCCUCAGUGGAAGGCAAAGCACCAGCAACCCCAGGACCAGCUCAGCAUCUGCCCCCACAUGCACGCUGGAUGGUACAAACCCCCCGCCUGCCCACUCAGGAGACGAUCAGACUCCUGGCAGGACCCUGGUGGACGGCUCCAGGUGGGGCCCCAUCCACGCCAAGCCUCCUCAGUCUCCGAGAGGGUCCGGCACGAAUAACCAUGCCAGACAGGAGCCCCUACAACAGGAGGAAAAGCCCAGUUUGUCGUGUGCAGAGGUACACGAGACCGACGGUACGCCGUCCCCCAGCAUCUUUGGGCCAAAGAAGAAAUUCCGACCCGUGGUCCAGAGGCCCGCACCAAAAGACACGUCGCUGCACAGUGCUCUCAUGGAAGCCAUCCACUCGGCGGGAGGGAAGGACGGGCUUCGCAAGAUUGCAGCAGACACCUCCGAGGGAGGGCCCGGGAAGCCGUCCUACACGGAGACCGCGGGCGAGCGCUCCGCACUGCUGUCCGCCAUCCGAGGGCACAGCGGUGCCUGCAGCCUGCGGAAGGUGUCAUCCUUCGCCUCUGAGGAGCUGCGGAGCUUCCGCGAUGCCGAGCAGUCAUCAGAGCCGCCAGGACUCCGUGACCUUGGCCUUCAGCCCCUGCCCGCCCCACCCCCACCGCCUCCGGCCACCCAGGCUCCCUCCACAUCCAGGACGGCGGCCAGGUCCAGCUCAGGCAACCCCGCCCAAGCCAGGCAGGCCCUGAUGGACGCCAUCCGUUCCGGCACGGGGGCCGCGAGAUUGAGAAAGGUGCCCUUGCUCGUGUAAAUCAUUGAGAAGAUCAGAUUGUGGCAGAAACCCACCUGUGAGCCAACCACAGUCACCACUGGAGGACGCCGCGUGGCAGGGGGCAUCGGGAUUUGGUGCACUUUCUUGUCUAUAGGCCAAACUCACACAAUUGAUUUUCAGUCCUGCAAAAUGUUUCCAAGGGAGGGCGAGAUGCUGCUCAGCCGUGCAGCUUGUUGUGUGCCAAGGAAACAUGUUUGCCCCUGAAUAUUUAAAGUUGCCAAUAAACUAUUCUUGUUGGCAGGUUAAUGGGGAUAUGAAUGCUGGAGUCCAACACUACACUGAAUUAUGGUGACCUUAGACUGAUUCUGGACCUUUGAGAUUUUACCACAUAGAGAUGGUUAAGACCAUUUAGCUGUUCGAAAUCUUUUGAAUUCUAAGGAAAUACGUAUAAACCAAUUGAAACAAUCUGAAUGUAAUACACUCUGUGAUGUUUUGGUAAUAAGAAAGGAGCAGAAGAUGACUGUUGCAUAAUGAAACCAUUGGAUUUUUAUCCUACAAAAAUGUGGGGUUACAACCUCACAGAGGGUCACAGACCAUGAUCUGACCAACUAAACUUUUAGAAAAUCAACGGUUAUCACCCACAAUAUGAUCACACCUGAUGUCUGGACAGGCGUUUCUGAUUCUCCGAGGGUGACAGUGACAGAGAUCAUAAAGUCAUUGGUGUGGACGGUCAGUGCCCCACUUUGCAGGCAUCCCCAGUGGGCUGGGAAGUAGAAUGAGCCCUUCCCGCUCCGUCCCGGGAGGGCUGUGUAUGGAGCCCGGUGACUGCCCUGAGAACCUUCCGAAAUCCUGCACGGGGCCAAGAGCAGGGACACUGGAUGGAUGUCUUGUGUGUCGCCAUGAUCAGAUCAAAACUGUGCUGGUAUUUCAUGGUUUGGGUUCAGUCUGGGCGUUUUUACCCUAUGGAUCAGUGGCACCCCUGUAUCAUAUGGAAGGCUUUUCUUAGCACCUGGUAUUCUGCCACUGGUAUUUAUAAUGUUUAGACACAGUGCUAGUUUUUCACUUCUCUCUGUAAAGCCUUUUGUUACAUUGAAAAGAGAUCUUUAAGAGAUGAAUAGAAAUCAAGAGGAGUUCAUGAAAUAAAAUCUCUAUCUUAAUGGAACAACUAAUAUAGUGAGAUCAUUUUAACAUUUCACAUCUGUUUCAGAUCGAGGCGUCACAUAGAAUGGAAACUUUACUCUGCAUUGUCUGAUGCUAGAUGUUCACCUUCCCAGAGUGGCAAGAGCAUCAGCCUAUCUCUCUUAAACCACAUGUCUCUAUGUGUCUUUUAGUGCCACAAAUAAAAGAAAAUGAAACUGUA